Molecule: messenger RNA, 7373 nt
Organism: Acipenser ruthenus (sterlet)
Lineage: Eukaryota; Metazoa; Chordata; Actinopteri; Acipenseriformes; Acipenseridae
Product: calmodulin-regulated spectrin-associated protein 1
Exons: 20
Coding region: 527-5461 (1644 amino acids)
Biological process (GO): neuron projection development; negative regulation of microtubule depolymerization; cytoplasmic microtubule organization
Cellular component (GO): microtubule minus-end
Molecular function (GO): microtubule minus-end binding; spectrin binding; calmodulin binding
Source: RefSeq, a predicted model, not a curated record
GUCUGCAUUACGUCUCUAUAGUAUUGGCUCCAGUCGUGCAACCUGUAUUUUAAAUUUCCCUCCCGGAGUGUGUACAGUUUAUCGUUGCCCAGUGUAACACUUCGCGCAGGCGUGCGGCUCGAUCUCUGUAACGGACUGAUCCUACCCAGACAGAAAUCCCUGUAGAGACCUGCGAGCUGCACGAUAUACUGUAGCUCUGGAAGAUGUGGGUUUAUAUCUACAAAAGAAUCAGCAGUAUCUAAUGUGACCGUCCGAGACAAAGACACGAAACCGUAGAGACCCCAAUAACCGGAACCCAGGGGUUGGUAGAGGUUUCAGGUCUUUUAUUUUAUUUGUUUUUGAUUUUUUUUUUCUCCCGAGGUGGUUGUCAUGUAGGCCGCAGAUUGGAUUGUGUUGUUGGGGAGGAGACCUUUUGAUUUCGCUGCUGUGCUACACUUUCAUCAUUGAAUUACUUCAUUUGCCAUUCUUUGGUGAUUUUUUUACUGUUAUUCAAAGCUGGAUUUUGGAUUCUUGAGGGUUCAGAAGAAUGGAUGUGGAUGUAUGUGCUGGGGGAGACAGCACCAGAAGAAAAAUGGACACGAUGGGAGACGGAGCUCUGGAGGUUGUGCCGUUGGAGCUCUAUGACUCAUCUCGGGCAAAAAUAGAUGCCAAUCUACGGUGGCUGUUUGCAAAGGCUUAUGGAAUAGACAACAUCCCAGAGGACCUGAGAGACCCCUUUUACACAGACCAGUAUGAGCAGGAGCACAUCAAGCCACCGGUGAUCAAGCUGCUGCUGUCCAGUGAGCUGUACUGCCGUGUGUGCAGCCUCAUCCUGAAAGGAGAUCAGGUGGCAGCUCUGCAGGGGCACCAGUCUGUCAUUCAGGCUCUGUCUCGGAAAGGCAUCUACGUCAUGGAUAGUGAUGACACUCCUGUGUCAGAGUCUGAUCUCAACUGUGCCCCGAUCAAAAUGAGUGCUCACAUGCCAAUGAUUGAUGCCCUAAUGAUGGCCUACACAGUGGAAAUGAUCAGCAUUGAAAAGGUUGUCGCCAGUGUUAAACGUUUCUCAACAUUUAGUGCCUCGAAGGAGCUUCCUUUUGACCUUGAGGAUGCAAUGGUCUUCUGGAUAAAUAAGGUAAACCUGAAAAUGAGAGAAAUCACUGAGAAAGAACUAAAACUGAAACAGCAGCUUCUGGAGUCUCCAAGUCAUCAAAAAUCUCCUUCCAAAUGGUAUUGGAAACUAGUACCUGUGCGUUAUCGGAGGGACCAACUUUCCAGCAGGCAGUUACCAUACUUUCCUUUACUAGAAGACCUUGUGAAGGACGUGUGUGAUGGUGCUGCGCUUUUAGCUGUUAUACACUACUACUGUCCUGAACUCAUGAAACUCGAUGAUAUAUGUUUGAAGGAAGUGACCUCUAUAGCAGACAGCCUAUACAAUAUUCAGCUGCUGAAAGAGUUUGCUAAUGAGUAUCUCAACAAAGGUUUUUAUCUCACUACAGAGGAUAUGUUGUAUGCUCCUUUAGGGCUGAAGCAUAAUGUUAUGGUCUUCAUUGCUGAACUGUUCUGGUGGUUUGAAAUUGUCAAGCCUGACUUUGUGCAGCCAAGGGACUUUCAAGAAAUUAAAGAUGCGAGAGCAAUGCAGCAGUCAAAGAGUACCCGUCCUCCUGUUCCCAUCUCAAACGCAACCAAACGCAGUUUCAUGGUGAGCCCGGCCGGCAUGGCCAGUCCAGCAGAAACACCACUGCUGCCUCCAAUUCAGAGCAGCCCCGAAGUCAGUAGCAGGUACUACCUGCACCCUGAAGAGUCUGAGUUGCUUAGUAAGGGAAGUCCAUCAUAUAGUCUGUCGCAUCCAUUGCUACCUCUAAGGCAGAAGCAACAGAAAUCCUUGCAGGGAGAGGAUAGUCCAGGUCUUCGCCAUCGUUCCAACUCGCUCACUCGAGAUGAUGGACAGCCAAGGGGUUCAGUGGUAGCAUGGCCAGAGAAGAAACAGAGACCUGCCUCCCAACCUACACCAUAUGCUCUUCAUUAUGCAACCGACAGUGACAUAGAUAUCGCCUCUGGUGACAAUGUCAGUCUCGCCAGGUCAAUCAGCAAAGAUAGCCUGGCUUCCAACGUGAUCAACCUAACACCGAAACAUCAGCCACAAACUGGCCUCAGAAAGGUCAAUGGACAAGGCUUGCUUAGGAAUGUCAGUAUAGAGGAUGAGGAGGAAGAAGAACUCAUAGCUAUCAUAAGAUCUGAGGAGAGAAUAAACAACCGUCUUCCAUACCAAGGGGACCUUGAGCUGCAGAGCAUCUCAUCAAGGGCCACGACAGCCAGGUCACCUAGGGUACAGGAUGAAAGUUCCUCACAACCUAGUUCCUUUUUCUUGGAACCAUUGAUGCCUGCGGCCUUAAAACCAGCAAAAGAGAAGUCUGUGAAUGUCAACAAAGAGCAGGAAAGUGGAGAAGGGAGACACAAGGGCGCCGCUUCCAAGAGGCUGGUUGAUGGAAAUUUGCCUUCGACACGAACAAAAGUUAUGAAUAGUGCAGAUCCAGAUCUAAACCGUACUUUCACACCUAUUUCCAGCUCUGACUUUACCAACGUUACAGACUCAACUCUUACAGAAUCUGUGCAACUCCCAAUGGAGAGUGCAUUUGGGCCUUUUAGACCGCUGGCCACAAGCAGUGUUGAUCCUGCACCUGGGGAGCAGAGUGGAGGAUUCUUCCUUCAUUGUUCUGAAUCUGAAGAAAAAGCUACAGAAAGCAUUGGAAGUGGUAGCCCAUUGUGUAUGCCUGAAUCUACAUGGGAAGUGAGGCAAGACUCGGAUUCAGAAGUUCUUGAUAUGGAUGAAGUUGAUCAGGACUUGGAGGUAGCUAAUGAGAUCCAGCCGGUUAGAAGGAAAUACUUUGGUGAAGAAGAAUCGGCAAAGUUACAAGAAGAUAUGAAGGUAAAGGAACAUGAGGACAAAGACGGAGGAAGUGGCCGCUCAAGUCCUUGCCUCAGUACCAUCUCCCAGGCCAGUAGUGUAUCCAUGGCAAGCGGGAGCAUCAAGAUGACAAGCUUUGCAGAGCGUAAACUUCAAAGAAUUAACAGCCAUGAGGCUAAGUCGAGCACAAGUAGCUCACAAAAGACUACCCCAGAUGGCUCCGAAUGUGGUCCUGUACCCUUGACCACAUGGAGACAGAAACGAGAUCAGAGCCCUACCAGGCAGAGCAAAGACAAUGUCCACGUUCUAGCUUCCGAGCUAGUACAGCUUCACAUGCAGUUGGAGGAGAAAAGAAGAGCGAUAGAGACCCAGAAAAAGAAAAUGGAAGCCUUGUCUGCAAGACAAAGGCUAAAGUUGGGCAAAGCAGCCUUUUUGCAUGUUGUGAAGAAAGGGAAAACUGAAAGUAUUCCUCAGCCCUUAAAACCAGAUUACCUUUCGAAAGAGGACCCAAAGGUCAAUGGGGAAAGCUUUAUUUUGUCUGCGCAACAGUCUAGAGCUGAAGAAGUUUCCUCAAACAACAGCCUUCACCAUCCCCAAGAAGUGCCCAAAGAAAAGGAUAUGCAGGAAAGCAGAAGUACAGUGAAAUGGGCGAGAGAAUCUCCAACGCCGCCUACUGUGCUGGAUACAGACAAUAAGUUAAAUUCCACAAUCUUGUUGGAUGACAGUGGUUCUGAAAUUGACGUGAAUGAAUGCAACCGCUCAAUUGACAUGUUGAAUAAUGCUAUAAGCACCAUUCAACAGCAAAUGAUGCAGCUUUCCCUACAGCAGGAUCUACUGAUGAAACAAAAUGUUCAGUCUCCUACCACAACAUCCCCCAAUGGUAAAAGUAACCCACCUGAGCAAAAAAUCAGGCCAGCUGUGCAUUUUGUGGAACCACUUUCACCAACGGGAAAUGGGACAGUCCGUAAACCGCCUCGUUUUGGUCUGGGCCGGAGUCCACGUUCAAAGCCGACAGACCUAAAAUUGUCAAAAGAAAAACAGCAGAGUGCCCCUCGUAUUAUCACACCAACUCAAAGCAUAGAAACUCUUCCUCAUUUAAGACCGUUCCCAGGUAACAGAACAGCUAAAGCUGAGCCAGAAGAUGCAAGUCCUAUCAGCGGUAUUCCUGUGGAAUCAAGAAGUGGUACUUUAGAAAAGGGCUCGCCAAGGUCUUCGUCAAGCUUCAGGCUGCAUGAGGAGGCCAACCAGCGGACGUUUGUACUUUCUACUUCUAAAGAUACUAACAAUGUUUCAGAGCAAGAGUAUAAUGAAUGUCAAGCUAAUCACCUAAAAGAAGCAGAGUUAAACUCUUCUGAUGGUUCUGGGAAGGAGAACAUUCCUUUUGAAGAGUCAUCGAAAAGUAAAACUCAACUCAUUGAAGUGGAUCUUUCUGACUUGAAGGCACCGACUGAAGAAGGGAGCUUUGAAAUUCAGGACACAUCAGCAGACACGUUGGGCGAGGGAGACCAGAAGUCUGUUUUGGGAUUCUUCUUUAAGGACGAGCAGAAAGCUGAAGAUGAGCUGGCAAAAAAACGUGCUGCCUUCCUCCUGAAACAGCAGCGUAAGGCUGAGGAGGCUCGUCUGAGAAAGCAUCUGCUCGAGGCAGAGAUUGAACAGAAACGCGAGGAGGCGAGGCGCAAAGCAGAGGAAGACCGAAUUCGUAAGGAAGAGGAGAAGGCCCGGAGAGAGCUAAUCAAACAGGAGUACCUGCGACGGAAACAACAGGAGAUAAUUGAGGAGCAGGGACAGGGGAAACUCAAAACAAAACCCAAGAAGCAGAGGCCCAAAUCUGUCCACCGGGAAGAAACCUACAGCGAUACUCCGUCCAAGUGCUCUUCUACCCGAAUACCUCGCAGAAAACAAAUCCCGACUGCCUGCCGGAGUCCCGGUGACAUUUGGGGAGCUGAUAACUUGAGCAGUGCCCAGUCUGGCUCCAGUCUGUCUUUGGCUUCAGCAGCUACCACUGAAGCUGAGAGUGUUCACUCUGGUGGGGCUGCAUCUCAGCGGGGGGAGUCCGUGGAAUCAUUCCCUGGGCUGAGCAGAAAUGCCAGCAGAAACACUGAGCGAGACUGGGAGAAUGCAUCGACAGCAUCCUCAGUUGCAUCUGUGGCUGAAUACACUGGGCCAAAAUUAUUCAAGGAACCCAGUGCAAAAUCAAACAAAACAAUUAUCCACAAUGCUAUUUCACAUUGCUGCUUAGCUGGAAAAGUCAAUGAACCACACAAGAAUUCAAUUUUGGAGGUAAUUGAGAAGUGCGAAUCCAAUCACCUAAUGAUCCUCUUCCGCGAUGCUGGCUGUAUGUUCCGUUCACUUUAUUCCUACUUCCCUGAUACUGAAGAGAUCCACAAGGUGACAGGCACUGGGCCAAAGAGCAUCAGCAAGAAAAUGAUCGACAAGCUUUACAAAUACAGCUCUGACCGGAAACAGUUUAACGUGAUCCCUGCCAAGACCGUGUCCGUCAGUGUGGAUGCUCUCACCAUUCACAACCAUCUAUGGCAAGUCAAGCGACCGUCUGUGCCAAAGAAAUCUGGGAAAUGAAGGAUGAUUCUGGAGGGAAACUAUUUGCUUUCGUCCUGGACAGAACGCGUCGACAUCAGCAGUAUAUAUUUUCCAGUAGAAACUUUAAAAGACUGCUUGGUUUUCAGAUCUAACUUACAAAUGGGACACAGUAAAUGCUGUGAGGGAACCUGAGAUUCUUAUUGUUGUGAAAGAGUAUUAUUUUGGUAUCUCAAAUUGUCUUUGGAGAAACAGAAGUAAGCUGGAUCUUGGUGCUGUCUGUUCAGGUUUUUUAAACAAAAUGGACUCUGCAUGUGGCACAUUUUCUAACCAGUGGAUUUCUUUUUACUUGAAGUAUUGUUUGGCACUAGUUGUGGAGUGUAUUUAUUUGCGGAUCCACUCUUGAAGCGACAGGAAAAUCUUUGGAGGCAGGAAACUUGAAUCAGGGAUUCUGUAUCCUCUACCCUGAACCAGGAAACUAUGGAGUGGACAUAGAUUCCUUUUAAUGGCUGGAGCGAAAACACUACACUUGUUCUUUACGAUAUAAUACUGACAUCACAUAAUGCAAAUCAUCAGAUAAUAUACCACCAAUGUGUCUCCCAACUUCUCUCAAAACAUGCUGCUCGGAAACAUUUUACUAUUUUAAAGAGAAAAAACCCUGAGAAAUCCACUAUAGGCAUUCAUUUACUGUGUUACUGUUUGUCUAGUUGUAUUUGCUUUUAAUAUAGAAGACUGGUUUAUUGUAUUCAAGAUCAAAGCACUGGUUGCACAGAAUCAUGGGAAUAUAAUAAAAAGAAAAAAGCUCCUUAAUAAGAGGGGGUGGUGGAAGCUGAAACCUUUGACAGGUAAAUUGGUACAAACCUUUAUUUUUACUUUAUAAACCCAUGUAUGGUCUAAAGCAGGUAUCUCCAACCCUGGACCUGGAGGGCCGGUGUCUCUCCUGGUUUUUGUUCUAACUGUACACUAAAUUAAUUAAUUGGACCAAUUAAGCAAUUUAGGGUACCGUUGGAACAAAAACCAGGAGGGACACCGGCCCUCCAGGACCUGGGUUGGAGAUCCCUUGUCUAAAGGGUAAAAACAGGUGUUAUGUUAUUUGUUACAAUAAGAACUUUUUGUUAGAGGUAUUUCUGCACCGGGCACGGUAUUCAUCUAUGAAGCUGCACUCUCAGAUCACAGUUUUAAUGUUUUUUUUUAUUAUGCAAUUGUAAUCAUAGGUUCUCUGUCUAUUUUUUUUCUAUUCCGAGUGAGCAGCAUGCUCUGUAAUGAAGAGUGUGCCUGUUAACUUUUUGGGUGACAGUAUUUAAUAUAUUCAUAAUAGCAUAAUCUUUGAUUGUUGUCUAAUUAUUUACAGUUCUCAAAGGUGACGUGUGUGACGCAUUAAGGUUAAAUCAGUUUCAUGUUUUGCCUCAAGAUCAAAAUGGAUUAAGUGUUGCACAUUAUCCUUGCUUGCUGAUCAACAUAAGGCUUGCAUUUGGGAGACAGAAUGUGUAUAUUUUGGUAUUUUAAAAGGGUGGAAAACCAUCAACAGUCUUAUUUACAAACCCAAGACUUUGUUUGUUCCAAACUAAGCUGUAUGUAUUACCAAAAAGCAGGUAGGAUAACAGUAACUACAGCAAGCUGAAGGUCUUCCUUUGUUAUAUCUUUUUUCCAAAUCGUAGGAAAAAAAAAAAGGCUUUAGAAUACUUCAUUGAAUAUAAGUUGCUGCAUUUUGUAUAUAUGUUUUGGAUAGCUGUUCUGUAAAUAACUUCUGAUUUAUGAUUACUAAAGAUUGGUAUUCAAUUUUAUCACAUUAGGGUACUUUUCUGUUACAAAUACCAUGCUUUUCAUGCUCAUGCUUUUUUUUGUUUGUUUGUUGUAUGUUUGAUAUUAUUAUUAUACCAUAUAUUUAUUUUAAAGAGAAGCACUGCAAUUUAAUAAAUAUUACCAGUAAACUCUUUGUUUACCAUUGCCCCAA